AUGGCCGCAUUCCAAUGCUCAGCGCUCAACAUCGACCACCACAAUGGCGACUUUACGAUCUGGGAGUUGGGAGCGAUCAUCCUCUACCUCAUGGACAAGUACGGCCUGAAGGAGGGCAAGCUGUCACCGGUGCAGGACGACGAGUGCGGCCGAGGCUACUGCCUGCACCCGGAGAAGCUCCCCUCCGCGAUCAUCCGGUAUGAGAACGAGGUCAUCCGGGUGUUCGGCAUGCUCAAAAGCGUGCUGUCGAACAGGUUGUCCCGGUGUGCCUCCGAAGGCGUAGGUCCGGUUCUCGUCGGCGUGGAGAAUGGCCCUGAGACACAUGGAGGGUUCGAUGCGGCGGUGGCGUCCCGCUUUGGCCUUCUGUUGUUCCAGACACGGGCGCGUGCGGGUGUGCGCGCCUACUGGACUCUACCCGCAACCGCCACCAUCCCCCAAGUGGUACACGCCGUUUUCUCUGUUCCCAGCGGCAAGCCCACACCCCAGACCCCGUUCGGUCGUAAUAGAGCCGGUGACGACGGCAAGAAGCGCAAGUCCCGCCGCACCACUGGCUCCCAGCGCGCGUCCCGCCCCCACAUCUCUCGCCACAUCGCCUCCGGUUCCGUCUCCCAAUCUUUCACCCCUCGCUCAGUGUCCAACAAGUCGGAGCACGCAGCAAAGAGCCUCAGUACCAUGCUCAACUUAGUCGUGUACAUCACUAGUCUGGUGCGCUUCUCCUUCACCAGUGAGCCUGAAUGGAGCGACAAGGACGGCUUCUGGGAUGUGCACGACUUCGUGCUCAAGUUCACACGCACGGCACAGACUCGCCGGAAGCAGCAGAAGGCGAAGACGACCACUUGGUGGAUCCAUUGGCUGACACCGUCCAUCACAGGCGCCUGUUUUGGCAACGUCGCCCUCACUGUCGACAAGGAGUGCACGCCUUUCGACGACAUCCUCAACACCGGCUCAAAUGAGGAGGUCCCGGAAGGUGGCAAUGACGGCGACGGCGACGGCUCCGCCUUGUAG
Messenger RNA from Epithele typhae, 1005 nucleotides. RefSeq lists its product as uncharacterized. The record is from RefSeq and is a predicted model, not a curated record. The transcript is spliced from 11 exons. Bases 1 to 1005 code for a protein of 334 amino acids. Lineage: Eukaryota; Fungi; Basidiomycota; Agaricomycetes; Polyporales; Epitheliaceae.